This is a messenger RNA of Aspergillus pseudotamarii, 1502 nucleotides long. RefSeq names its product NmrA/HSCARG family protein. The coding region runs from base 81 to 1001 and encodes 306 amino acids. The transcript has a single exon. The record is from RefSeq and is a predicted model, not a curated record. NCBI's taxonomy places the organism in Eukaryota, Fungi, Ascomycota, Eurotiomycetes, Eurotiales, Aspergillaceae.
UCUCAUUCUCAAUACUAAAUCCACCUCAAUCAUCAAUCUAUUCAAAUAGCCACAACAUAACCACUACACUACAUCAAACAAUGUCCACCUCCACCUUUUUCGUCUGCGGUGCCACCGGUACCCAGGGCGGCGCUGUGAUCAACCAUCUCCUCAAAGCCGGCGCCAAAGUCCACGCGAUAGCGCGCAACCUAGAUACCCCGGCGGCCCAAAACCUCCAAACCCGCGGGGUACACCUCACCCAAGGCGACUUCACCGACCUAGAAACCUUCAAACAAAGUAUGAAGGGCUGCACCGCGCUCUUUCUCAACCUAAUGCCCGACCUACGCAUCCCAAACAGCGAAGUCCACCAGGCCGAAAACAUUCUAUCUGCCGCCAAAGAAGCGGGAAUAAAACACGUCAUCUACUCUAGUGGGUUCUCCGUCAACGAGCCCCAACGCCUAAAAAAUUGGGACCCGAACAGUUUCGUGGCGAAGAUUCUACUCAACAAACAAACUGUCGAGAAUCAAGUCAGAACAGCUGGAUUCGAGUACUGGACUAUCUUACGACCUGGUAACUUCAUGGCGAAUUACUUGCAACCCCUCGUUCGGAUGUAUCCCGGUUUUGUUGAGACCGGCGUCUGGACUACGGCUCUGCUUCCUGAGACGAAGCUUCCGAUGGUGGAUCACAAUGAUAUCGGAGCCUUUGGAUCUGCGGCACUGUUUGAUCCUGUGAGAUUCCAUGAGAAAGAGAUCGAGAUUGCUUCCGAGUUCCUGCACGUGGAGGAUGUGACAAAGGCAUUGUCGCGUGCGACCGGCAGGGAUCUCAAACCGGUCUUUUUGUCGCAAGAGGAGGUGGAAAAGCAAGCUACGCAGAAUCCGUUUAUUGGGGGCCAGUUGCUGGCGCGCGAUAUGGCGCAGUUUGUAGAUCUGGAGGAAGUGAGAGCUUGGAAACUGCCUUUGGGGACAUUUGAGAAGUUUUUGGAGAGGGAGAAGGAGAUGGUUAAUGCGACCUGGUCUGCUUAGUGUGGAUUGGGUCGCUACGUGGGCUCAUCUUUUGAGUUAUAUAUUAUUUCCAUUUUUUCAUUUUAUUGUUGUCCUAGCACUAUGACGAAUAUACCGUGUUUCUUUACGUCUAAUGAAUCCCGAGGACAGUAGUAGUGCAUCUCAGUAGAUCCUUUUUAUUGCCCUAAACCAGUUAACUGGUUCCCAAGUAGAUAAAUGAUAUGACCGAUCUCGGCCCUCAGGCCAGUGACUUUUCACUACGGAAUAAUAAUGGAUACCCUUCAGUUUCCAUGUACUUAUGAUGUAGGGCUACGACACUCUUGACUCUUGAGCCUUGCAUGACUUAUCUCUCACCAAUAUAAGGAACAGUUCCAUGGCCCUGUCAUCUGUGAACGACUACGCAACUCAUGACUAGUUUACCUCAAAUAUACAGAUGCUGGAGUUGGUUUCUCUAGAAAAACAAUGGGUAUUUCGUAGGAUGUCAACUGGCACAUCAUGAUCCACUUUCCAAAUGAGGUUAGC